Molecule: messenger RNA, 1161 nt
Organism: Priapulus caudatus
Lineage: Eukaryota; Metazoa; Priapulida; Priapulimorpha; Priapulimorphida; Priapulidae
Product: 39S ribosomal protein L51, mitochondrial-like
Exons: 4
Coding region: 207-788 (193 amino acids)
Biological process (GO): translation
Cellular component (GO): mitochondrial large ribosomal subunit
Molecular function (GO): structural constituent of ribosome
Source: RefSeq, a predicted model, not a curated record
GUCUUACCACACGUAACGAAGUAAGGCCCACAUGCAUAUCACUAAUAAUGUUGUACUGCAACACAAGAAACUAGUAAACAACCAGCAGUAAUGAGAAAUACAACACCAGGUUGCGCCACUAGUACUAAGCUGAAUAGUAUGGCGGCGCCCAUGUAGAAGUGAACUCAAGUGAGACAGUGGCUGAUAAGAAAAAGUGAGAAGUGGCAAUGGGUACCAACCUGAUGAGCAUAUUGAGAGGCAUGCAGCGAUUAACGCUGCACAGAUCUCCAUUAUGUGCAGCACACACAACAGUAUUGCCGACUACAUUUGCAAGAGAGUCUACCACAGGAAACUCCACCAGAGUCUACCAGAGCAGUAAACAGCAGAAGACUUCAGAAGAAGAUCCAUUUGGCCAAGGAGCACAUCCACGCAAGCCGUACAUCCGUCGCUAUGGUUACGAGUACACAAUUUACCGUGGAGGUCCACUGCCACGAUUAGAAGAUGGACUUCCUUUACCUAUUCCGACGUACGAGCCAAAAAAUUCAUGGAAUACCAAAAGAGCAUUGUUUGGACAGAAUGAUUAUAUUGAUAUUUUAGGAGAAGGUUCUUUAAAGCCUAGGGAUCUCAUCAUAAAAGGACCACUAUGGGUCAGAGGUGUACCUAAGCACUGGAAUGAGUAUCAGCGAUUAAUAAGAAAACGAAAAUUCCUCAAUUCGUUUAUAAAGAAGUUUACUCCAACACAAUUCAAGGGCAUGAACAAGCAGAUAAAGUAUCUGUAUAAACGCCUGAACCGCAAGUUGAACCCGUAGCAUAGCGCAGAGCUGUUGUUGCUCACGUGUCACCAUAGUUGAGCUGCCGUAUGACUGUCUAUCGCGUCAUAGAGAAAAAAAAACUGGAAAAAACUGUAGGGUUUCUUAAAGAGUUUACAUGGAGUGACCCGUCAAGCUCGGUGCAAGAGAUGUCUCAUGCUCACUUAUAUAUUUAGCAAGCAAUAUUUGCAAUUUGCAACAAUUAAUUAGGUUAUAAGUUGCAACAGUAAGUGACCGCUGGCAUAGUACAGCUGUCUGUACUGUGACGUAGGAGCAAGAUGUAUUCGUUAAUCGUAAUGUCUUUGUUCUUCACCUAUACAUAACUGUGUACGUGUGGUGAAUAGUUGUUGCCAAAUAAAUAUAAACUAUCGUA